GCAAUUAAGAAGUUUAAGAAUGAGUAAGGCUUUCCUCUUCUGCAUCUUCUUCUCUGUUCUCUUUGCCAUAACUGCCGCUAUCCUUAUCGUCGUACUCCGUUUUCAUGGCCACCACCCAGUUGAUGAUGAUCUCAAUCACACGUCGCAGGAUUUCUGUGUCGCUGAUCUCAACUCAGGCAUUAAGCUGGAUGGUUUCACUUGCAAACCAUUAAGCAAAGUUGGCGAAGCAGACUUCUUCUUCUCAGGCCUUGCCUCUCCGGCCUCCACCAUCAACACCGUGGGCUCUGCCGUCACUCCCGCUGACGUCCGGCAGAUUCCAGGCCUCAACACUCUAUCCAUCUCAAUGUCUCGUGUCGACAUCGCCCCCGGCGGCCUCAACCCUCCCCACAUCCAUCCCCGCGCCACCGAGAUUCUUUUCAUCAUCGACGGUGAACUCAUCCUCGGCUUCUUAACCACAUCAAAUAAGCUCAUUACUAAGAAUGUGUCUAAAGGUGAGACCUUUGUGUUCCCCCAAGGGCUCCUCCACUUUGAAUUCAAUAAUGCUGGCUCGCCGGCAGCUGCGAUAUCGGCUUUCGACAGCCAGCUUCCGGGAACGCAGUACGUGGCGGCGACACUGUUUGGAGCGGUGCCGGCUGUGCCGGAGGAUGUGCUGGCGGCUGCAUUCAGGAUGGAGUCUGAGUUGGUGGAGAAGAUAAAAGCUGGGCUCUCACGCCCAAUAAUUAAUUGAGAACUGAAAACAAGCUGUUCUGGGUGAUUGGAGGAUGUUGUUUUAGGACUUGGAAACUGAUGAUUUUGCAAUGUGAUUUUUUUUUUGAAAUAUUUACAUACAUAC
Messenger RNA from Phalaenopsis equestris, 832 nucleotides. RefSeq names its product germin-like protein subfamily 2 member 4. The transcript is spliced from 2 exons. NCBI's taxonomy places the organism in Eukaryota, Viridiplantae, Streptophyta, Magnoliopsida, Asparagales, Orchidaceae. Gene Ontology annotation, molecular function: manganese ion binding. Gene Ontology annotation, biological process: regulation of root development; plasmodesmata-mediated intercellular transport. Gene Ontology annotation, cellular component: cell wall; plasmodesma. The record is from RefSeq and is a predicted model, not a curated record. The coding region runs from base 20 to 727 and encodes 235 amino acids.